Sarcophilus harrisii (Tasmanian devil) is the source of this 4288-nucleotide messenger RNA. RefSeq names its product hydroxyacylglutathione hydrolase (gene HAGH). Lineage: Eukaryota; Metazoa; Chordata; Mammalia; Dasyuromorphia; Dasyuridae. Gene Ontology annotation, cellular component: mitochondrion. Gene Ontology annotation, biological process: glutathione metabolic process. Bases 165 to 1094 code for a protein of 309 amino acids. The transcript is spliced from 9 exons. The record is from RefSeq and is a predicted model, not a curated record. Gene Ontology annotation, molecular function: hydroxyacylglutathione hydrolase activity.
CCCGGCAGCCGCGCUCUGAUUGGCUUCGGUCGCGGGUCGGGGCGGAGGGAGCGGCGGGCGCGUGGCGAGGAGGCCAGCUGGGAUUGGCUGAGGCGCGUCGAUGACGAGAACGCGAUGUCAGGGCUCGGCCUCUCAGAGCGUCCCGCUCCUCUUCCCUCCGGAACAUGGUCUGGGGCUUUGGGCACCUGGGCCGCGGGAGCCUCGCUGUCCUGGGAUCCACCUGGGCCAGGCGCGUUGUGGGGUCAGCCAUUCUGGGAGCUGUUUGUCAACAUACAGACAUCAGAAAGUGUCAGAUAAUUGAACAGAGCAACAUGAAGGUUGAGUUAUUGCCAGCCCUAACUGAUAACUACAUGUACCUGAUCAUUGAUGAAGAUACAAAGGAAGCAGCCAUUGUGGACCCAGUUCAACCCCAAAAGGUUAUGGAAACAGUGAAAAAGCAUGGAGUGAAACUGACCACUGUUCUUACCACCCAUCACCAUUGGGACCACGCUGGAGGCAAUGAGAAGCUCGUAAAGAUGGAACGUGGGUUGAAAGUGUAUGGGGGAGAUGAUCGAGUUGGGGCCCUCACUCAAAAAGUGUCACAUCUUACUAUGCUUCAGGUGGGAUCCCUCACUAUCAAAUGCCUGGCAACACCAUGUCACACUUCUGGACACAUCUGUUAUUUUGUGAGUAAGCCCAAUAGUUCAGAGCCACCUGCUGUUUUUACAGGUGAUACCUUAUUUGUAGCUGGUUGUGGGAAGUUUUAUGAAGGAACAGCAGAUGAAAUGUACAAAGCCCUGCUUGAAGUUUUGGGUCGUCUUCCCCCGGAAACAAAGGUAUACUGUGGUCAUGAGUACACCAUCAAUAACCUCAAGUUUGCACGUCAUGUUGAACCAAACAAUGUUGCUAUUCAAGAAAAAUUGGCCUGGGCUAAGACAAAAUGUGCUGUCGGAGAACCAGCUGUACCAUCUACUCUUGCUGAGGAGUUUACAUACAACCCAUUCAUGCGAGUGAGGGAGAAGACAGUACAGCAGCAUGCUGGGGAGACUGACCCUGUGACGACCAUGAGGGCCAUUCGAAAGGAAAAGGAUAAUUUCAAGGUGCCCAAAGACUGAAGUUCCCCACAGAAAUGAUCACAAUGCAAAUUUCUCCUGCUAGUCCUUUUUACAGUAACAUGGGUAUUCUGAUGUUUUAGGUAAUUAAUUUCUGUUAUUGUGGGAGAAUCAUUCUUCUUUGUGGUUUGUGUUUUAUUUUAAAAUUGUCUUUAAAAACCCUUUUGUUUCUUUUGCCAGACAUUCUGUGGCAUAUUUAUGAGAUAAAAAAUUUAAAGAAUAUUUAUUCAUAAAAUUUUUGCUUUCAGAUUCUGUAAAUGAUCAGUUGUGAUUCUGCCAGCACUCUUUCCUUAAGUGCUUAAGGGGAGAGGAGAUAACUAUAAUGUGGUCAAUCCUAUGCUUUUGUGAAAUACCCUUGUCCUGGAAACUGAUCCCAACGAAAGGCCCCAGGCUUUGGCUGUGGCUCAGCUUGCUUUUUGAGAUCUUUUCAACUCUUAAGCUCAUAUUUGUUCUGAACAAGUCUGGCCAAAUCCCAGAAAGACACUUGGGUCUGCUUCCAGAGGGAGGGAAAAGAAGGGUCUGGUGCAUAUUCCAGUUUAGCCUCUCUUCCUUCAUUGCUUCUUUGCAAAAGAAGUCUUUCUCGUUGCUUCAAGUAAACCCAGCAUUUAAAAUGGGUCCUCCUUUACCAGUUUUUCACUGAGACCCUUCUCUACACUGAAGAUAACGUCUAAGGCCAGCUGGUAUUUGGCGUUAAAUGUUUUGCUGAAUUAUAUGCCAUUCUUUGCCAUGGUUUAUUUGAAUAGUAACAAAAUUGUCGAGGUCAUGUCUUCUGUGAGGUUGGCCCCACCCCAACCUGACUAGGACUUAGAGGAGGUGAAAAAGGGAGAGAGUUAUCUUGGUCUGAGAAAUUUAAAAAUUCAAAAGUUUGAAAACAUCUUGAAACAUUUAACAUUUCUGUAUAUAGAAAUUCAAUUUUCAGAUAUUAAGGACUUUUAACUCCAUCAGAGCCAAACAACCUGGACAUAUGCUUUGCAGUUUGCUCUGUCUGUUGACUUGAUAUGAAUUGCCUAUUUAGCCUCUAUCAUCUAGGCAGAUGCCUACAAGUAGUUUCAGUCUGUCUAAGAUUGUGUUAUCAUUAUUAAACAUUAAGUGGCCUCACUUCUCGCUUCAGUGAUAGACUGAAGUCCCAUGGCAACCUGGAGUCCUUUUGAUAUAGCAUUUGACAAAGAUAAUGCCAUGUCUGUUCCCCUAUUUGAACAGAAAUGUGUCUGGAAAGAUGAGAAAUGGUUAACUAGCAGUGGCAAGGAAUUCUUUGAAAAUUCCAUCCUUAACCAGUCCACGUAACUCCUGUUUGCUCCUUCAUGGCUCCAUCAUGACUGAAACUGGUCUCCAUAACUGUUUUUCUCCAGUUGUGAAAUAAGCAGUAUUUUAUGAUGUUUUUCCAGCCAUAGUGAUUCAUCUUGUCAAAUGUCUUCAAAAACACAUUCACGGGUUUGCCUGGGAAGGUUUUUCUCAAAGGGAACUUGAAAUUUCUUUGCUAUAGAGAUGUAGCUGCCAUAUGCAAUGGAUGCUCGGAGUAAUCCUUCUCCAACUUUGCUAAUUGCAUUUAAGCCCUAAAGUUGCAAUGUCUCUCUUAAUAAUAUUGACCCAAAACAUUAGUUUGGCGUGAUUCCUUUUGGGCACGUUAACUCAGAGAAUAAGUUGUGAGUUCAGUGUUGGCAGGAUUUCAUUAACUUUUAAUUUUUUUUUCUAUCUUUCUUAGUGGGAGGGAAAGGGGGUAGGUCAGGGCCUUCAAACACAACAUGAUCAUCAAAUAAUGAGACUUAAUUUCCAUAAGUUACCAUGGAAGUCUGUCAUAUUUCUUUAUGGUCACACCUGCAUUUUGGCUCAGAAGCCAGGCUCACAGCAGAGCCCUGAGAGUUCUCUUUCAGACCACACGACUGCUGAGUGAGCUCUCCUCCAGGGACAAAGAAACCAAAAUAGUGGGCACUUAUUUGGUGGCUGUUCAGGCAACUUUUUUUUGGUGGCAGUUAGUGGGCUGUGGUUUUGGUUUGUUUUUAAUGAGAAAGUGAUUGGGGGCCCAGGGAGAGUUAGGUUGGCGUGAUCACUUUUUUUUCUCUUUUCCUUGCCUAUGAGUAAGGACGUAAGCCUGCCCCAGUCCCUUUUUGUCUCCUCGACCUCCACAAAAAUCCGACUCCUAGAUUGGUGGUGACUGAACAGAGCAGGCACGAGGGCUUUGGCGGCUCCCUCGGCAGAAGCCAGAAGGAAGAAGUGAGGAAGACUGUCCUAAAGCUAGAGAAGGCUCCCAGAGAAGACACCAAGUCUCAAUUGGGGGUCUAGAAUCAUGGGGAAACAGUUAGAGGUGCUAAGCCUUACAACUCAGAAAAAGGGCUUUUUUCUCCUUUUGUCCCCUGCCAUUAUCCAAUGGGAGGGCUCUUCAGUGUCACCCAGCUUUGAGAAUAUUCUUGCCUUUCUGAAUCUUUGCCUAAGAUCAAAACGGAACAUAAUUAGCUGUAACUGGCUGCCAGCUCAUUUCUAUCCUCAGCCGUUCUCCAGCGUGGCCAUUGUUACCCUGCAGUAGGAGCUGGGGCUUAACACCACCUAAGCACUGACAGAAUGCCAGUGUUCUCAGACCUGCUCCCCACGGGCGGAUCUGUCUGCAGGGUUAGAUCUUAUUCAGAAAACAGGUCAGGAUCCCCGGGAAGCUGGGUAACUUCACCCUGACUUUUUAGGAGGCGCCGAGGUAGGGGGAUGAGGUGGUCCCUGUUCUAUAACUGCCUGUCAAGUGAUUGGCAAGAAGAGAGCUUCCCGCACUCUAGCUGCUUUUUUCCCCUCAGCUCACAGACUUUCUAGUUACAAAGAUUCAUUUCUGCAUUUGAAAGGCAGUGGGGAUGGCAAAUCUUUUUUUUUUUUUAAAUAAGUUUGAUUAAUUUUGUGAAAAACAGGCAGCCAUUGGUUUGCCCCUUUUGUGCUAUGCAAGGUGAUGAAGCUGGUGUGUAAGCCCAGGGGCAGCCGUGAAUCAGUGAGCCUGUGAGGGAUGUAUAUCCAUUCUCCUGUGGGAGGGGAGGAAUUCCUGCUGUUCCCUGUUGGAGGGGAAGAUGGAACCUGUGUCUGUUCUGCACUUUGAGCUCCUCAAAGAGAAGUACUGUGGAGUAUUAUUCUUGUUUCUGAAUUAAAUUUUAUCUUCUGUGAUAAGUGUUGAAUAGACAUAGCGUGUAAUGGUUUCACUAAUAAACCUUUCACUGUUGAAAACAGAA